This is a messenger RNA of Prosopis cineraria, 2540 nucleotides long. Its product is annotated as protein REPRESSOR OF SILENCING 3. Gene Ontology annotation, cellular component: nucleus. The record is from RefSeq and is a predicted model, not a curated record. Bases 131 to 2023 code for a protein of 630 amino acids. Gene Ontology annotation, molecular function: RNA binding. Lineage: Eukaryota; Viridiplantae; Streptophyta; Magnoliopsida; Fabales; Fabaceae. The transcript is spliced from 5 exons.
CAUAAUCGUUUUGUUUGGAAACCCUCCCUCGCCUCCUCGAAUCCAUCCAAACCCUCGCUUUUGAGCUAACUUCUAGCUUUCCUCCUCAUUCUUCUACCUCUUCGAGAAGAAAUUUGAGUCCUACGAUAUAAUGGAUACGGAGGAGGAGAAUAGAGAAGCUGAGAAGUCUAGAGUGAGAGUAUUUGUCGGAGGCUUGGGCGAAGGCGUGACUUCUGAUGAUCUUCGGAGGUUGUUUGGGUCUUUGGGCGGUGUCGAUGGAGUAGACAUAAUUAGAACCAAAGGUCGAAGCUUUGCUUAUGUUGACUUCAUACCCUCUCCCACUGACCAAAACACUCUUUCCAAGCUUUUCAGCAGGUAUAAUGGAUGUCUCUGGAAGGGUGGAAAGCUAAAACUGGAGAAGGCUAAAGAACAUUAUCUUGUACGUUUGAAACGAGAGUGGGAAGAAGAUGCUAAACUUGCUAUUGAUGAACAUGGAACUAGUCCUCAUCCUGAUAAAAGCAUUUCCUCCACAGAAAUACUUAGCAAAGAGAUCUUAAAGACAAAGAAGCUGAACAUUUUCUUUCCCAAAUUGAGAAAGGUGAAAUCCAUACCAUUCACUGGAACUGGCAAGCACAAAUACAGUUUCCCUAAAGUUGAAAUUCCUCCUCUUCCAGUGCAUUUUUGUGAUUGUGAGGAACAUUCUAGUCCUUCUGGCACAAUAAGACCAAAGCAAUUUCAUAACGGGGGAGCAGAAAGUGGUGGGAUGAAUGAUGAAGAAAUUAACAUAAUGAAUGUUGUGAUGAGCAAACUAUUUGAAAGGGAAAAGAUGCCAAGUCCCAUGCAUUUUGAAAAGGAGAAGAGCUCUAAUGUAUCACCUGGUGGUUUGCAAUCUGAUGAAUCUGAAGCAGAUAGUGCAACAGAUGAUGAUGGCCUCAUCAUUAAUAUUGAGACAAAGAAAAAGAAAACAGCUAUAAAAGGUAGCCAGGAACUUCAAAGAAUAUUGAGAGAUCAGGAAUCAGAAUUGAGUGAAGGAGCAAGAAUUUUAAAGGAUGAAGCAAACAAUAAUAAGCUUGAAGUGCCGAAAAGCAGUAAUAUUGCUCCUGACAAGAAGAAAAAGCCUCAUCACAAUUCUGAAGGGAAAAGAAAUGAUAAUACCUCUGUGACCCCUGGAGGCAAGAAACGUGUGCAUUGGGAUGAGUUGAGCUCACAGGUUCACCUCACUGAAUUAGAAGAUAAUUGUAGGGAACCAGCUGAAGUUUCUUGGUCUCAGAAAUCUUCAUGGAGAGAACUUCUUGGUGAUGGAGGCAGCAGUUCUUUCAGUGCCUCUCAUAUGCUGCUAGGCUCUAAUUCUAUUGAAAAAAAAGGAUCUGAUGGUUUAUGUGAACCUGAAUCAGGAAAGAAUAAAACUGAGCACAUUGUAAUGGAGGGUGGCCUGGAACCUGCCAGGGCAGAAGAAAUGGAAGUACUUGCUGAAACUCGGCCUACCACACAAGAUGCUGCAUCCAAACAGUCAGGCAGAGGCGUUGCAUGGAAGCAAAAGCAAUCUUGGACACAGCUGAUUGGUCAGAAUACCAAUUCAUUCAGCAUAUCUCAGAUUUUGCCUGGAAUCUCUUCUCAGAAGCCAGUGGCGAAAGAGCCAUCUGAAGACCUUGCUGGUUCUGGUGACAGCAAACAUAUUGAUUUGGGUAAGGAAUCUGACAAUGAAGCUGUUGGAGGCGGGUUGAAUUUGGCGAAGAGUAACCCAGAAAAGGAGCAUAAUAUGUUGGCUAAGCAUUCUUUCAUUGAGCCUGUUGGAGAUGGGUUGAACAUGACCAGGAGUACCCCAGAAAAGAGUCAACAUGUUGCUGGCAAUGAUACUGCUCCUGCUCCAAUGACUGAGGAAAAAUGUGACGGACACACGAAUGAAACAUCCAUUACAGAGGUUAAAAUGGGUGAGACAUGCUCAUUUAUGAGGAGCGCUGCUUCGUUGAAAGAGUGGGCGAAGACUAAAGCUGCUUGGAGUGGAUCACUCAAAAGGAAACGCGGGGAGAAGAACGAGCAUUAAGACCUUAACAGCUGAAAUCAUGACUGUGGUUGGGUUAUGAUGAGCAUGACUUGGGUUAACAUUCUUUAUAAUCAUUUUGGGCAUCUAACCAAAUUUUUUCCCAGCGUCAUUUGAGUUGAAGAAUCCGGUGACUAAUAUAUAAAAACUACAGAGCGGCCCCCCCCCCAAAAAAAAAAAAAAAAACAAAACAAAAACGAAGCAAGAAAGAAAAAAGAAGUGCUAGUCAAACAUUUCCCGCGCUUUUUCAUGGGUUGACUACGGGACAUUGCAGUUUGUAACAUGAUAUACUGUAAUUUUUUAUUUUUUAAGGGGAGCAGGAUACAUUAAACUAUCAUGUUGAUCGCUAGAAGUUGUUGACGUCAAUUUCGACUUGAUAGAUUAAAGUCAUUGGAAUCUUUUGGAGACAAAUGGUUAACUGAUGAACAACUGUGGUUUGAUUUCGUUGAACGUCAUCAACACACAAUUAGCGAAAAACAGUAUAACUCUUUUGAGAAAUGUAUUGGUGAUGCUUCCGUUA